GCGUACGAGCCGGCGCUCCCCCGCGCCGAGGCACGCGCGAACCUGAGCUCGUUCCAGCGCAGCUCCCUCCUGGCGCAGGUCCUGGCGUCGGCCGGCGGCGCGCUGGACGAGGCCGAGAUCUCGCGCCGCACGAAGGCGUGGCUCGAGCACGAGGGCAGCGCCAGCAGCGACCUGUCGGACCGCGCGACACGGGCCAAGGCCAUCGAGCAUGCCGUGCAGCGCGGGCUCGUGCAGGCGAUCAAGGUGCCGCGCAGCGACGACCUGCAGCGCCCCCGCACGGUCGUGCACCUGACGUCGCUGCCGCCCGAGCAGCUCGCCGCGGCCGUGCGGCGCGCGCUCGACGCGCCCGACGCGCGCGGGAGCACCGCAUGGGGCGACGUGUCCGCCGAGCACGCGGGCCUCGCCGGCCCGGCCCUGCCGGCCGUCGCGCCCUGGUCCGUCUCGACGCCGGUCGCGUACGGCCACGACGACCCGCUCGACGACCCGGCGACGCAGCACGCGUUCGCGAAGCACUCGCUGCUGCUGCGCCAGUACUACGGGUUCGCGCACGGCGCCGCCGCGCGACUCGCGCUCUUCCACGGCGCGGCGUGGGACGCGGCCGGCGCGGACGCGCCGCGCGUGAUCUCGCUCGAUUGGUUCGUGACACAGUGCCCCCUGCGCACGUUUGUCGCGCUGGUCCCGGUGCGCCUGCGCUCGGCGCCGGUGGUGCGCGCCGUGACACAGGCGGGCGCGUCCGUGCGUGUCCAGGACGUCCCCGCGCACGUCGCCAAGCCGCUGGGGCUCCUGCGCAAGAGCGCGCACCGCGCGCGCCUCGCCACGUACGUCGCGCAGCUCGUCGAGCUCGGCCUCGCGACGCGCGACGCGCCGCCACAGCUCGUGGCGGCGGCGCGCGUCGUG
Messenger RNA from Malassezia sympodialis ATCC 42132, 897 nucleotides. NCBI's taxonomy places the organism in Eukaryota, Fungi, Basidiomycota, Malasseziomycetes, Malasseziales, Malasseziaceae. The record is from the annotation of a RefSeq genome assembly.